GUUUAAUCCUCACAAAGUCUUAAGAGAACUACAUCUCACGAAGAAAUAACCUGUGAAUGGAUGCGUAACCCACGAAUAACAAACACUCUCAUUCUGCUGAGAAGUGCCGAAGUUUAGGGUGCAUUAUCUGCGCCAAGUCUGAUAUCGAAUUUUCGCAGUCCAUUUGUGUGCGGUGCCUGCCUUUUGUGCCAGGAGAAAUGGUCGACUACAGCAAGUGGAAAAAGAUUGAGGUAUCAGAUGACGAAGACGAGACUCAUCCGAACAUCGACACUCCUUCACUCUUUAAGUGGCGCCAUGAAGCUAGAGUCGAACGUGAAGCUGACUUCAAAAAACGAAAACAAGAUUGUUUGGAGCGGCUAAAACGAGCUGAAAAAGAAUUAAAUGAGGCGAAGAAAGCGUGCGAAGGACUCAGCGGUAAAGAAUUGGAUGCAGCAAAAAAGGCUAUGUUAAAGGUCUCUAAAAAACACAAAGAGUGCUUAGAAGAUAAGACGAAGAUAGAAAAGGAAGAGAGGCUUCAACCGCUAAAUGUUGACUCGCUUUCAAAGGACGGCUUCCAACGCACUUACUUAAACAAGCCUAAACCAAAGGACAACUCAAUCGAUAACCUGCCUGAAGAGGAAAAAGAACGUCUUCAGAGGGAGUUCAUAAAUGAACACGAAAAGGAGAUCAAACAGUUUGGAAUGCUCAGCAAAUUUGAUGACUCGCGACGAUUUCUCCAAGAGAAGCCGCACUUGGUCUGCGAUUGGUCGAAUAAUUAUUUAAUUAUUUGGUGUCUUAAUCUGGAAAUGGAAGGAAAGAGCCAACUCUCUCAACACGUAGCCCAUCAGUCUACUUGUCUGAAUUAUAUUCUCGAACUCGGACGACAACUUGAAGUUGAUCCGCGAAACUGUGUUAGCUCGUUUUUUAACCGUAUCCAAAAUGCGGACAAGGUUUAUAAGGACAUGUUUGAGGACGAACUGAAGGCGCUCAAUGGGCGAAUUAAGAAACGAGCACAAGAGAAGCUCGAAAUUGCUGUGCGUGAAGCCGAAGAGGAAGAGAGGGAACAGCGAAUGGGUCCUGGUGGCCUUGAUCCCGUUGAGGUCUAUCAGACGCUUCCUGAAGCAAUGCAAAAGUGCUUCGAUACCCGCGACCUGGAAAUGCUGAAAGAGGUCAUUUCGAAGUUGGACACCGCUGAAGCCAAGUACCACAUGGAACGCUGCAUUGCUUCUGGUCUUUGGGUAGCUGAUGCUUCAAGCGUUAAGGACGAUGACGAUGAGGCAGGCGAUUGUGCCAAGGGCGAUCUAAAGGAAUCUGCCCCGAAAAAAGGCAAGGAAUCAAAAAACGAAGCCACUGGACAAGCUUCUUCAUCAAAGGACGGAGCGAAAGGCGAAACAGAAGUAGCAAAAUCGUCUAAUGAAGGAACGGCCGCAGCAUCAACUAACUGAAUCAUUUUCAGCUAUCGAUUCAGCUGUAGUCGAUAAAAGAUGAUCGAAUCAAUGGUAAUGCACUUCCAUAUAGAGGCAUGUAAGUGCACCUAGGUAUUCCGGGGCACUAUCUCUUCUCCCCCGUAUUGGUUGGUUAUACAUAUACCCUCGAGCAAUUAUUAGAUUUUCUGCUCUAAGUAAUUCGAAGAACCAAUGUACUACGGGAAGCUUACAGGAAGGGUCAUUUAGGAAAUGCGAAUGUACGAGUAGAAUAUAUAGUAACAACGGAAAAACUAUAUGUCGGUUUAAUGGACAAAAUGGUUGAGUACGAUGCUACUUCCAAUUAAUUUACUUAAACUGCUGGCAAUAAUAAAGCGACACGUGCGAAUAGAUUCAGGCCCAUGGUAUUCUUAGUUAUCCUUUUGCACGAUUUAGUCAACGAUGGCACAAGAAGUUAUGGGACGGGAAGGCAGUACUGUAAGACGAGUCGAAGAGGAUAUUGUUGGCUCCACAAAAAUAACAUCUUCAAUAUACAUAUAUAUAUAUAUAUAUAUAUACAAACAAAUACGAAAUAUAUUGUGCUGCAUGUAUUGCGGCCAGGUAUAUAUUUUUGUGGGGAGGGUAAAGUUUGUGAGCUUGUCCGUGACUGCAAUGAAUAGCGUCCCUAAAUUUUAUUUUAUUAAUAUUUAUAUAUUCAUUGUAUUGUGACAUGUCUACGGGUACACUUUUAAAGAUGACAAUACACAUGAUCUUCCAACAUGCGGCGUCUUACGUCACAAAACGUCAGCUGGGUGCAGAGAAAAAGUUGUAAUGUUUUCGUCAGAAUUAAAGAUGAUGAGAGCCGUUGCGGAUGCGCUGACAAUGCAUUGCCUACUAGCCGUCCUAUUCUCGAUAAUUAAAAAGGUAGGAACAACGGGGUCAUUAUCUAAAAUCAACAUGUGAAAUACACGGGAAGUACCAAUAACCAUGGCAGAAUAUUCGGAAAUUUUGAUAGUUUCAAUACUAUUACUGUCUAUUUCUAACAGCUAAAAUUAAGAGUAAGUUAGUCGAAGUACUACUACUCAAGAUUACUGUGGAUACGGGAAAAAAAA
Varroa destructor (honeybee mite) is the source of this 2494-nucleotide messenger RNA. It is a transcript of the gene Cdc37, whose product is annotated as cell division cycle protein 37. Lineage: Eukaryota; Metazoa; Arthropoda; Arachnida; Mesostigmata; Varroidae. Gene Ontology annotation, molecular function: heat shock protein binding; protein-folding chaperone binding; protein kinase binding. Gene Ontology annotation, cellular component: cytoplasm. Gene Ontology annotation, biological process: protein stabilization; protein folding. The record is from RefSeq and is a predicted model, not a curated record.